GCUCAUUUGCAGUACAGUCUGUAGCCUACUGUUGGUAUUGCAAUCGAUAAGUGUUCGAUGUAGGGUGACCUGAAAUCUGGGUAGGCUGUGUAAGUGUAAUGGAAUAUCAUAAGUAGAUAUAUGCAAUGUAAGACACAAGAGCGCAAGAGAGGCGGAGAGUAGGGGGAGAGAGGAGGGGAAGAGAGAGAGGAGGGAGGGCAGAAACUCUCGUACACACACUCACACAGGCGCACACACCACACUGCGGAGUUCAGGCGAGGGGAGAUGACAGGGUGAAAGAGAAGAACGAAAUUACAGCGCACAGCAAACAACCCAUUCAGCUGCUGCCAGUCCGGCCGAUAUCAGGACCGCAGGACUGCCGCUCGACCCGAUCAGAUAGUCUGGGACCCCGGGAUUGUCCUCCUGGAACCCAGCGGACUGGCUCCCAUCAUGCCGGCCAUUCGCUUGGGUGAAAGUCGUGCUCGCUGCGCCCUUCUUUGGAUGGGGAUACUGUGGACAGUAUCACUGGCCCAAGAAGAGGCCACCCCUGGUUCUCCAGCCACUUCAGGUACUCUGGCUCCAGAGGAAGCUCAGAGGGAAAGCCUGCGAGGAGCAGCCUCUGUGGGACAGGGUCUCCUGGAGUCGGUCCUGGCCCACCGGGACCAGCUGCUCUCCCAGGGUGGCCGAGUGCUGCCCAGCGCGCUCCCCCAGGACCUGCUGCCCAUGCUGGGGAAGGGGCUGGGAGGAGCUGGGGGGGUCCUGUCUCCAGAGCAGGAAGGGCUGCUGAAGAGGAUGCUACCUGGAGCCGCUGCUGCUGCUGCUGCAGAGGUGGGGGUGGGGCUGGGGACACGUGAUUCGGGACCCCCCACCACCUCACUGGCCAGUGCAGAUGCCCCACCCACAUCUGAGAGAGAGGCAGAGCCAGGGCCAGUGAGCAGCUCUGAAGUGGAGGAGGAUGAGGAAGAGGAAGAGCAGGAAGGGACUACAAAUCCCAGCAACACUGUCACGCCCACCGCAGUUGUGGUCGACACAGAGCCAGACAUGGGCACACUGGCACCAGCAGUAUCAAGUUGCAUGAUCAAUUUCUCUGACCCGGAGGGCUACAUCGAUUCCUCAGAUGACCCUCCGCUCCCAGACGGGGCUUUUCUGCAGUGCACGUACACCGUCACCGUCUAUACUGGGUAUGGUGUGGAGCUGCAGAUCAAGAGCGUCAAUCUGUCAGAGGGCGAGCAGCUGUCAAUCAGAGGGGUGAACGAGGCGGGUGCCCUGAUAGUCCUGGCCAAUCACACGCUCCUGGUGGAGGGUCAGGUGAUCCGCAGCCCGACCAAUACCAUCUCUGUCUUCUUCCGCUCUUUCUCAGAAGGACCAAUGGGCACCUUCCAGCUGCACUAUCAGAUCUUUGGUCUGAGCUGCACCCUGCCGCGUCGCCCUCACUUUGGGGAGGUGUCGGUGCUGAAUCUGCACCCUGGCGGCACGGCGCACUUUCACUGCCACAUGGGCUAUCACCUGCAGGGGGCAGCGCAGCUCACCUGCCUCAAUGCCUCAAUGCCCAUCUGGAGCGCCAAGGAACCCAGCUGCAGAGCUCUCUGUGGAGGUUCGGUGAAAAACGCCACUGUGGGUCGCGUUCUCUCCCCCUCCCCCCACCCAGGACCCAACAACACACUGGACCGGAGCUGCUCCUGGUCGCUGGAGGCCCCCGCAGGACAGAGACUACACCUGCACCUGGAGAGGAUGAACCUCGGGCCCACAGACAGGUUGGUGUUAUGGAGUGGUCUGGACGCAGGUUCUGUGGUGCUUUUUGACUCUGCGAGGGGGGGGCCCAUCCCGUUUGAGGGCGUGAUCAGCGAGGGACCGGCUGUCCGGGUCCAGUUCAUCACUGACCAGCCCAACCACAACACCGGCUUCAACAUCCGAUUCGAGGCGUUUGAGAAGGGCCACUGCUAUGAGCCGUACAUCCAAAAUGGCAACUUCACCACCUCGGACCCUGCGUACGGGGUGGGAGCCGUGGUGCAGUUCACCUGUGACCCCGGUCACUCGCUGGAGCAGGGCCCUCCCGUCAUCGAGUGCAUCAACACCAGAGACCCCUACUGGAAUGACACGGAACCUCUAUGUAAAGCUCUGUGUGGGGGAGACCUGGCGGGCCCCAGCGGGGUGAUUCUGUCCCCAAACUGGCCCGACUCGUACGGGGAGGGGGAGGACUGCAACUGGAGGCUGCACGUGGGCGAGGACAAACGGAUCCUCCUGGAUGUGCAACUGCUGAACCUGAGUGACAGUGAUAUGGUGACUAUACUGGACGGUGACGAGGUGACCACACGUAUUCUGGGCCAGUAUGUAGGGGGCACCAGCCCCUUCAAGCUGUCCUCCACCACACCGGACCUCACCAUCACAUUCCACUCCGACCCCGCCGGCCUGGUCUUCGGCAAGGGCGAAGGCUUCAUCAUCAACUACAUGGAGGUGUCGAGGAACGACUCGUGUCCAGACUUGCCUGAGAUCCAGAACGGCUGGAAGACCACGUCACACACAGCUCUGGUGCGAGGGGCACGCAUCACCUACCAGUGUGACCCUGGAUACGACCUGGUCGGCCGGGAGACGCUUACCUGUCAGCUAGACCUCACCUGGAGCAUGCAGCCCCCCUUCUGUGAAAAGAUUAUGUAUUGUUCAGAUCCAGGCCACGUGGAGCAUUCAACUCGAAGUCUCUCUGAUCCCAAGCUUCUGGUGGGGACCGCCAUUCAGUACACCUGCAAUCCGGGCUUUGUCCUGCAGGGUGGCGCUACUCUCACCUGUUACGGACGGGAGCCUGGAACUCCUGUCUGGACAGCCCGUCUGCCUCACUGUGUUUCGGAGGACUCUGUGUCUUGCGAGAACCCAGGGCUCCCGGAGAAUGGCUACCAGAUCCUGUCCAAGAGGCUGUACCUGCCAGCCGAGACCCUCACUUUCAUGUGCUACCAGGGCUACGAGCUGGAUGGCGAGUUCGCCAUCAAGUGCAUUCUGGGAAAUCCCUCAUUCUGGAGCGGCCCACUUCCUCUCUGUCGAGCCAGGCCAGACUGCUUUGGCAACCAUGCUCUGGAGGUGGCAGAGGCGGCUGCUAGCUCGUCUCUGGACGGGGGCAACAUGGCGCUGGCCAUCUUUAUCCUGGUGCUUCUGCUCUCCGUGCUGCUGGGCGGCGUCUAUGUCUAUGUGACGAGGUGUCGCUAUCACUCAAACCUGCGCCUGCCUUUGAUGUACCCCCACCCAUACAGUCAGAUCACCGUGGAGACAGAGUUUGACAACCCACUCUAUGAAACAGGAGGGGACACAAGAGAGUAUGAGGUGUCAAUAUGAUGAGCCCACCAGAGGAUUGGCCCCAGCCCAUCGUGAUUCCACCCCAUCAGAUGAUUUGUAAAUAGCCCCGCCCCUACCCUGUCCUCAGCCUCAUAAAACAUGUCUGCAGUAUGCACAGCUGCCGCUAGGGGGCAGACAAACACAACGUGAGAGGGAUGCAAUGACAGAAAACAGGAAGAGAAGUAGUCCCAGUGAA
Clupea harengus (Atlantic herring) is the source of this 3496-nucleotide messenger RNA. It is a transcript of the gene sez6l, whose product is annotated as seizure related 6 homolog (mouse)-like. The record is from RefSeq and is a predicted model, not a curated record. Lineage: Eukaryota; Metazoa; Chordata; Actinopteri; Clupeiformes; Clupeidae. Gene Ontology annotation, cellular component: endoplasmic reticulum; neuronal cell body. Gene Ontology annotation, biological process: regulation of protein kinase C signaling; synapse maturation.